AUGUCUAUCUCUACUGUCCAAGAACUUACCUCGGAAAUUGAUCGACUGCUAGAACAGUACCUCCAUCUUCUGGAUCAAUACAGUUCUCUAAGGUCUGAGCUCUCCUCAUUAUCCUCAUCCAUGUACAUCAACCUAUCCCGAGCAAACUUCAUGCCGCAGAAUGGAAUUCGUUAUGACACAUCAUUCUAUCAUGACCGUAUCCAAGCACAAAGGUUAUGCACUGUAACGAUCCCCGAAAACGCCUCGAAUACACAAUCCGUAAAAUUAACCGCUCCUGCUCUAUUCGCCAUCAAUGAAACUUCCUCUUCGAAAUCAGAAUCCGAUCUUUCGAAAAACGAUACAAACGGCGAAGACACGAAAACGGUGUUCAAGAAGGAUCCACUGAGGAUGUUCGGACUUUUCACCCCGCAGGCUUUGAAGAAUACACAAGGAGAUAGUAUCAAGAUGAUGGAUGUCAUUCCGAAAUUGGUCACUACCGAGAAAGCCAUGGAAGACCUCGAAAUUCGCAUCAGAAGGGCCAGGAAAUAUCGAGGAAAGGCAGAAAUGGAGGAAAAGAAGAAUUCACCAGCCGAAACUCAUAGGGAAACCAUCAAUCCUGUGUGA
This is a messenger RNA of Sclerotinia sclerotiorum 1980 UF-70, 603 nucleotides long. RefSeq lists its product with no specific name. The coding region runs from base 1 to 603 and encodes 200 amino acids. Gene Ontology annotation, cellular component: extrinsic component of endoplasmic reticulum membrane; Vma12-Vma22 assembly complex. NCBI's taxonomy places the organism in Eukaryota, Fungi, Ascomycota, Leotiomycetes, Helotiales, Sclerotiniaceae. The transcript is spliced from 2 exons. The record is from RefSeq and is a predicted model, not a curated record. Gene Ontology annotation, biological process: vacuolar proton-transporting V-type ATPase complex assembly.